Gongylonema pulchrum is the source of this 1266-nucleotide messenger RNA. The record is from the annotation of a GenBank genome assembly. Lineage: Eukaryota; Metazoa; Nematoda; Chromadorea; Rhabditida; Gongylonematidae.
CUGACACUGGAUGGUGAUUUUUUAAUUGCUUUUGGAUCAGAAACGGGACAGUCUGAAGCAAUUGCUCGAAUCAUUGAAGAUCGGGCGCAUGCGUACAGGUGGAAACCACGAGUUCAUGUUCUAAACGAUUUCGGAAAAAAGUUUUUGCUGGAAAAGGAGCCACUCGUAGUGAUCGUAUGUUCGUCCACUGGUGAUGGCGACCCUCCCGAAAAUGCAGUUCGUUUUGUGCGCUACAUAUCACGUCGUACAUUGCCUUCCGACUGCUUACAUAACGUCACUUACGCUCUUCUUGGUCUAGGUGAUUCGAAUUUUUCGACAUAUCAAGGAAAUCCGCGACUGAUUGACAAGCAUCUCUCGCGUCUUGGUGCCAAAAAGCUAAUUGAAACGGGCGCAGCGGACGAUCAAAUUGGGUUAGAAUUGGACGUCGAGCCCUGGCUAGCACGAUUAUUUGUUGCUCUGAAAAAUUGGUUUCGUAUAAGUGACGAAAAUAUGGAGCAGCAGAACUGUGUUUCGGUGAUUGAGAGCGACAUGCGGCGUUUAUCACUGAACGAGAAGGAUGGCAAUGAGUUAUUUUUGCCGAAAUUUUCAGGUGCCGAGAAGCUUCAGCAAGAUUCCAGCUUAAGAGUUCCGGUUCCAAUAGCACCUUUCCUAGCCUCCUGUUUGCUCAUGUUACCUAAUGCUGUUUUCUUUAAGCAUGCUGAAACAUUGUGCUGGCAAAAUGGAUUUGUGAUGGCAGAAGCUGUCUCAAGCCAACAAUAUCAGGCCCAUGUUGUUGGUGUCAGUAGGCUUACCAGUAUGGAAACUCGAAAACCGAAGCAGGAAGUAGUGGUCGAGGUUGACAGUGAUGCCGAAAUUGCCUAUGAACCGGGCGAUGCAUUUUAUUUUGCAGUACCAAACCCUCAGAAAGAAAAUUUCAUAAAUCGUUACAGAAUGGGAUUUUUGGAACAGGCUGAUCAAAAAUGUAUUGUAACAGUGAAAAAUGAUGCUACGAGGCGAAAUCCCGUUGUGCCCUCACAUAUCCCGGAAUCAUCCACUCUCCGAUAUAUUUUCACGCAUUGUCUCGAUAUCAGACGUUCACCUGGCCGGCCUCUGCUCCGGGUGCUUGCCGAAUUCACAAACGAUGAAUCGCAGAAGCGGCGUAUUCUGGAGUUGUGCAGCGCACAGGGUGUUGAGGAAUUUACAAAAUUUGUUCGUCAAGUCAUUUCCGGGAUUUAUCCGCCAUUUUGUAUCCUUUGUUCUCUUCUCCCAUGUAUCAAGCAUAUCUGA